Messenger RNA from Ipomoea nil (Japanese morning glory), 2588 nucleotides. Its product is annotated as pentatricopeptide repeat-containing protein At3g09060. Bases 138 to 2279 code for a protein of 713 amino acids. The transcript is spliced from 5 exons. The record is from RefSeq and is a predicted model, not a curated record. Gene Ontology annotation, molecular function: protein binding. NCBI's taxonomy places the organism in Eukaryota, Viridiplantae, Streptophyta, Magnoliopsida, Solanales, Convolvulaceae.
UUCGAAAAAUAUUUGAAAACAAUAAGGAUCUAAUUAUUAUUGCUAGAAACAUAAGGGUGUUCAAUUGAAAUCUUCCCAGAAUUACAGUACUUUAAAUCCUGAACAUGCCGGGAAUCUAACACAGAAAAUCCGACCUCAUGGUCCAGUUGCCGGAGAAGCUCUCCCCGAAAGCUCUCUUAAAACUCCUAAAGUCUGAGAAGAACCCUAACUCGGCACUCGCCCUCUUCGAUAUAGCGAGUCAGCAUCCGGGUUAUGCUCACAAUGACGCCGUCUUUAAUUACAUCCUCCGCCGUCUCUCCUCCGACCGAAGAUUUGCUAUCCACAUUACUCGAAUCACCGACAUGAUUCGGACCCAGAAAUGCCCGUGGUCAGAGGAUUUAGCGCUCACCGUUAUCAAAGCAUACUCGAAAAACUCCAUGGUGGAUAAAGCGGUAGAGGUUUUUCAAAAUAUGAAGGCGAUUUUCGGGUGUCAACCUGGGGUCAGGUCUUACAAUAGUAUGUUCAACGCUUUUGUGGUUUCGAAUCAGUUGGGCAAAGCAGAGUUGUUUUUUAGACACUUUGAGACAAUGCGGGUUUCACCCAACUCUGAAACCUACAAUAUUUUGAUUACAGUUGCGUGCAAGAGGCGGAAGUUUUUCCAGGCAAAAGAGAUCUUAAAUUUGAUGUGGGAGAGGAACUUGAAGCCUGAUGUGUAUAGUUAUGGGACUUUGAUCAAUGGGCUUGUAAAGAAUGGUGAUUUGAAUGAUGCCUUAGAGGUGUUCGAUGAAAUGUUUAGUAGGGGAGUGACACCAGAUGCCAUGUGUUAUAAUAUUUUAAUGGAUGGACUUUUCAAAGAAGGUGAUUCGAGAGGUGCCAAAAAGAUAUGGGAUAGGUUAUUGCAAAGUGAGUCUUCAUAUCCAAAUGUGGUUAGCUAUAAUGUAAUGAUCAGUGGGUUGUCUAGGUGCGGGAGGUUUAGUGAGGCGUUCGAACUAUGGGAUAGGAUGAAGAAAAACAAGGUAAAAAUGGAUGUCUUUACAUAUAGCUCAUUAAUUCAUGGGUUGUGUGAGUCAGGGAAUAUCAAUGGGGCCGAGAGGCUUUAUAAGGAGAUGACUGAGAGUGGGAUAUUACCAGAUGUUGUGAUAUAUAAUGCAUUGCUUAAUGGGUACUGCAAGUUUAAGAAGAUUAAACAUUGUUUUGAGUUGUGGGAGUUAAUGGCAAGGGAAGAUUGUCGAAAUGUUUCUAGUUAUAAUAUAUUUAUGAAAGGGUUGUUUGAGAAUGGAAUGGUGGAGGAAGCAAUUGCUGUUUUGGAGCUCUUUAAGGAGAAUGGGUAUGUUGCUGACUCUAUGACAUAUGGAAUUUUGGUUCAUGGGCUUUGCAAAAAUUCAAAUGUGAACAUGGCACUACAGGUGUUAAAGGAGGCUGAUGACAGUAGAGGAGAGCCAGAUGCUUAUCUAUAUUCGGCUAUCAUUAAGGGGUUAUGCACAGAAGGAAGACUGUGUGAAGCAGCUGCUAUUAUCGAUCAUAUGGGAAAAAGUGGCAGUAAAGUAAAUCCCGCUGUUUGCAAUGCACUAAUUAGUGGCUUUAUCCAAGGUAAUAAGAUUGAGGACGCAUUGAGAUUUUUUGGUGAACUAGGCAAUAAAAAUUGCUUAACCAAUGUAGUGACCUAUAACAUCCUUGUUCAUGGUCUAUGCAAUGCUGAAAAAUUUGGUGAAGCCUAUGACAUUGUUAAGGAUAUGCUUCAGAAAGGAUGGAAGCCAGACAUUAUAACAUAUAGCUUGUUAAUCAAUGGUCUUUGCAAAACUGGCAAGUUAGACAUGGCGUUGAACUUGUGGAAUCAAGUUCUUAGCAGGGGUGUCAAGCCUGAUACAACUAUAGGUAAUGUUAUGAUUCAUGGGUUCUGCUCUGCUGGAAAACUUGAACAAGCAUUGCAUCUGUAUCUUAACAUGAGCCAGUGGAACUGUGUCCCCAAUCUGGUUACUCUCAACACACUUAUGGAGGGAUUUUACAAAGCUAGGGACAGUCGAAAUGCAUCUGCAAUUUGGGCUCGCAUUCUCAGAGGUGGAUUUCAGCCUGAUAUCAUUUCUUACAAUAUUACUCUUAAAGGGCUUUCUUUUUGCAAUAGGAUAUCAGAUGCCAACUUGUUCUUGAAUGAUGCUCUGAGUAGGAAUGUCUACCCAACUGUAAUUACAUGGAACAUACUCGUCAGAGCUGUUAUUUAUGGUGAAAUUCAAUGUGAUAAUGUUGAUUUAUCAACCAUGCAAAUUUUAGAAAAUCAAGGUCAUGAAGUCAGUUCCCUCUAGAUCCUCAUCUUCAAGUUAUAUUCUAUGGAAUCUAGGAAUUCAAAGUAAAGAUAUGAAAGAUGUUCCAGUUAUCGAAUUGUGCUUUUGAUGCAAAGGGAAUAUUCUUUAAAUAGGGUAAGGGAUGGAAGAUAUAUGCAAUCUUUUUUGUUAGAGAGAAAAAGGGCUUGAAUUCUUGACUACCAUCCGCUUGUGAGCACUUGGCAGUAUACACAUGACAUAUACAUACUGAGAAAGCAAGCCUACCAAAAUUAUCCCAAGAAUUGUGGGUUUUUGCCAGCUGGAGGGUGAAGUGAUCAAUGCAUCAACAAU